UCCGCGGCGUAAGGUGCGGAGGCGGCCGGGAGGCGAGGCUGCGCUUCCCAUCGCGGCCCGGGAGCUGCGGCUGGAGAGCGAGGCGAGCGGCGCGGCUGGAGUUGCACGGCCGCGCGGGGCCGGAGCGGGGUGCGCCAUGCGGGGUACCCGGGCCGCCCUCUUCCGGCAGCUGCCGCAGCUGGCGCUGCUGCUGUUACUGCUGUUCCAACGGGCUCGGCCCCACGGCAGCCCUGGGCCACUGCAGUGCUAUGGAAUUGCACCCUUGGGCGACCUGAACUGCUCCUGGGAGCCUCUUGGGAACCUGGGAGCCCCCUCCACACUGCAUCUCCAGAGCCAGAAGUACCAUUCCAACAGAACCUGGACUGUGGCAGUGCCCCCCCGCCAGAGCUGGGUAACCAUUCCUCGAGAACAGCUCACCACAUCAGAUGAACUCCUUGUCUGGGGAGCCGAGGCAGGCCAGCCUCUCUGGUCCCCAGUCUUCGUGAACCUGGAAACCCGAAUGAAGCCAGAUGCUCCCCGACUCUGCCCCAAGGUGGACUUUCCAGAGGAUGACCCCUUGGAGACUGCUAUCCAAUGGGAGCCCCCUGUGUGGCCGCCCCAUAAGAUCCUGAUCUGCCAGUUCCACUACCGAAGAUGCCAGGAGAUGGCCUGGACCCUGCUAGAACCAGAAGUGACGUCCAUACCCCUGGCCCCUGUUGAGAUCCAGAAUCUGGAAUUAGCCACUGGCUAUGAGGUGUCUGGCCGCUGCCGAAUGGAGAAAGAAGAUUUGUGGAGUGAAUGGAGUCCCAGCCUGUCUUUCCAGACCCUGCCCUCUGCUCCGAAAGAUGUGUGGAUAUCAGGCAACCCCUGUGGGACACCAGGCGGUCAGGAACCCCAGCAGCUUCUGUGGAAGGCCCCAGGGCGCUGUGCGCAGGUGGCCUACAGAGUGUGGUUCCAUGUGGAAGGUCAGAGGCUGACCCAGGAUGGGACUCCCUGCUGCAACUCCUCCAUCCCCGCCCAGGCGGAGUGGGCUGGGGUGUCCGCUGUCAAUGCCACAAGCUGGGAGCCUCUCACCAACCUGUCUUUGGCCUGCUUGGGUCCAGGCUCUGCCCCGCGUAACGUGACGGUCAGCAGUGUUGCUGGGAGCAUGGAUCUGCUGGUGACUUGGCAACAGGGGUCUGGGGCACUGCAGGAGUACGUGGUGGAUUGGGCUCAAGAUGGGGACCCCUUGGAGAACCUCAGCUGGGUCCGGCUUCCUCCUGGGAACCUCAGUGCUCUGUUGCCAGGAAAUUUCGAAGGAGGGGUCCCUUACCGGGUCACAGUGACAGCAGUCUCUCCUCGGGGCUUAGCCCCUGCUCCCCAAGUCUGGAGUUUCAGAGAGGAACUAGCACCCCUGGAGGGACCGAUGCUUUGGCGACUCCAGGAUGACCCCCCAGGGACCCCCGCCGUAGCGUGGGGAGAGGUCCCUAGGCACCAACUUAGGGGCCAUCUCACGCACUACACCUUGUGUGCACAGAGUGGGACCAGACCGUCUGUCUGCUUGAAUGUGAGUGGCAGCACCCGGAACAUCACCCUGCCCAACCUUCACUGGGGUCCCUGUGAGCUAUGGGUGACUGCAUCCACCAUCUCAGGAGAGGGCCCACCUGGUCCCAGCCUCCAGCUUCACCUACCAGAUAACACCCUGAAAUGGAAAGUUCUGCCCGGUAUCCUUCUCCUGUGGGGCUUGCUCCUGAUGGGAUGUGGCAUGAGCCUGGCCACUUCCAGAAGAUGUCUCCACCUGCGAUACAAGGUGCUGCCUCGCUGGGUCUGGGAAAAGGUUCCUGAUCCUGCCAACAGCACUUCCAGCCAGCCCCAUGUGGAGGAGGUACCUCAGGCCCAGCCCCUCAGGGACUUACCCAUCCUUGAAGUGGAGGAGAUGGAGCCUGUACUGGUGAUGAAGCCCCCCGAGGCCUCCGCCCAGCUUGACUCUGGGUAUGAGAAACACUUCUUGCCCACACCUGAGGAGCUGGGCCUCCUGGGCCCCCCAGCCCCAGGCCCCAGGCUCAGGCCUGAACUGAUCGCAGGCCAGGAGAGUGGUGCUCAUUUGACAGAUGAAGACUUGAGGCUCAAUGAGGCUGAGUCACUUGCCUGAGGAGACCCAGCCAGGAAGAGCUGAGAUUGAAGGACCCGAACAGAGAAGGGCCUGGCCCUACAGGGAAUAUAUGGGCGAGGGAGCAAAAGAUAAUAUAUGAGAUCUGGAGUGGCAUUCCGGGAAAGUCUUCCCAAAUCUGUUCUGCUGGUUAGAUUCACUCCCAGCCUCCCUCAAAGCUCAGGCAGGAAUGGGCUGAAGUCUCGCUGAUGGAAUGGAGGGUGAUGCAUGCCGACAGAUUGGGCAGGGGCCCCUCUGUUCUCUUCCCUUUCACGUGAGCUGUAGCAUCAUUGCACCUGUUGCCCAGCUUUGGCCACACCCACGGGGAGGAUGGAUCAAGAAACGGACUUGUGGAUCCACCAAAUGACUGUGGAUCAGAGCAGCCCAGAAAAAUAAACUUAUGUUUUUUUA
Molecule: messenger RNA, 2518 nt
Organism: Manis javanica (Malayan pangolin)
Lineage: Eukaryota; Metazoa; Chordata; Mammalia; Pholidota; Manidae
Gene: IL27RA
Product: interleukin 27 receptor subunit alpha
Molecular function (GO): interleukin-27 receptor activity; protein binding
Source: RefSeq, a predicted model, not a curated record